Messenger RNA from Pseudoliparis swirei, 2379 nucleotides. RefSeq names its product zinc finger protein OZF-like. Gene Ontology annotation, molecular function: DNA-binding transcription factor activity; RNA polymerase II cis-regulatory region sequence-specific DNA binding. The coding region runs from base 552 to 1769 and encodes 405 amino acids. Gene Ontology annotation, biological process: regulation of transcription by RNA polymerase II. The record is from RefSeq and is a predicted model, not a curated record. NCBI's taxonomy places the organism in Eukaryota, Metazoa, Chordata, Actinopteri, Perciformes, Liparidae. The transcript has 2 exons.
UUUGUUGAAAUAGAGGUUCCUGACAAAGUCAAAAAGCCUUGAUGCAAAUAAACAAAUUUAUGUGGUUCUUUUAUGCAUUUAAAACCUAAAACGGGUCGGUGCCGACCCUUACACAAGAGGAAGGUUAAACUGAUGGAACCAGUUCUGGAGGAAGUAUUCACAUCAUGUACUGAGGUAGAGUUCCAGGUACUGCAGUACGUAAACACGUCCAUACCUUUUUACUAUGAUACAUCACAAAGGUACUCGUUACCUCAGAGGUACAUAUUGUACUUGUUACUGUACUACUGCUAAUAUAAAACUGACUUAUUGAAGGGACUGUUGUGUUCAAGCUCCUGCAAAUUCACAUUUAUUUAGCCUGAUAUUAAUUGCUUAGACUUGUUAAAUAUUCCCACUCUGUACUGAUAUUACUGUUACACUACACUUAUUUAGCUUCAUAUUUAUUGCUUAUACUGUUAAUGUUUCCACUCUGUUUCUGAUAUAAGACAUUUUUCUAGCUUCUUAUUCAUUUCUGAGACUGUUAAAUAAGUGACACACAGUUGUCUCCAGGAGAAAUGCUGAGGCCGUUGGUGAAGCAGCACGUCGACGAGGCGUUUGGGCUGUUGGACACGUUGACAGCAGCGUAUGAGGACAUCGUUUCUCGUUUAGGAGAACAUGAGCUACACACAUCAGACGUCCAGCGGCAGUUGGUGAUGAAACAAGAGGUUCCCCCUGAACAGCAGGACUGGAGCUCCAGUCUGGACCAGGAAGACCCAGAGCCUCCACACAUUAAAGAGGAACAGGAGGACCAGGAGGACCCAGAGCCUCCACACAUUAAAGAGGAGCAGGAGGACCCAGAGCCUCCACACAUUAAAGAGGAGCAGGAGGACCCAGAGCCUCCACACAUUAAAGAGGAGCAGGAUGGACUCAGGAUCAGUCAGGAGGGAGAGCAGCUUCAAAAGCUGGAGGAGGCUGGAAUCAAGUUCUCAUUCACCCCUGUAAAGAGUCAAUAUGAUGAUGAGGAAGCUCAGCUCUCAAAGUCAAUAAAAACCGACAAAAGAGAGGCAGAACAUUUGAAAACAGAAGCAGACGGAGAGGAAGUCAGAUCCACAUCAGAUCCAGAUAGUCCUUUACAACCAACUGCUGAUGAGACGUCACAAUCCUCUGAAUGUGAGACUGAUAACAGUGUCGAUUGGAAGGAGACUCGGGAACCUCAGUCACGUUUAAAGCCUUUGGAAAACAAUGAAGUCCCUGUAGGUGACAUGGACUGUGGGACUGGAAACGCAUCAAUUAGCUCUUCUCAAUAUGCUGGAAGCUUUGGCCAAAAGAGACAUCCGAAGAGACACUCUGGAGCCACAACAGGAGUGACCAGUUGUUCAGUUUGUGGUAAAACAUUCAGCCGAGCAGGCAAUCUGAAACUACACUCAACUGUUCAUACAGGAGAGAAACUAUUAAGUUGUUCAGUUUGUGGUAAAACAUUCAGCCGAGCACGCUAUCUGAAACGACACUCAACUGUUCAUACAGGAGAGAAACUAUUAAGUUGUUCAGUUUGUGGUAAAACAUUCAGCCGAGCAUGCCAUCUAAAACGACACUCAACUGUUCAUACAGGAGAGAAACUAUUCAGUUGUUCAGUUUGUGGUAAAACAUUCAGCCGAGCAUGCCAUCUAAAACGACACUCAACUGUUCAUACAGGAGAGAAACUGAUCAGUUGUUCAGUUUGUGGUAAAACAUUCAGCCAAGCAGGCAGUCUAAAACGACACUCCAUCUGCUCGUGCAGUCAAGCUGUUGAGUGAGUGAUCAGCUGGCCGCUCUGCUGUGAUGCACGCACACAUCCGCGCACACGGGUGAGCACACUCCUCGCUAGCACCCCCCCCCCCCCUUAACAACUCUUCUCGGCUCGCGCGCGCCAGAGCUCCGAUGCCGGCGCGCGCCUCGCUCAGCCGUGAUGCCGCACACAGGUGAGCACCCCUCAGUGUUAAAUUAAGCUUUGGGCACCUGUUAGGUUUUGGAUCAUGUGUUUUCAAUUUGUAUUAAAGAAUGUAAGCCCUAUGAAUUAUUGUUUACUCCACAGGGUUGUAAUUAUUAGAAGAAGAUUAAUAAUUACAAUCAUAUUAUUGCUGUGUUUAUUCUGUACCGGUCACACUGAGAGCAAAAGGUUCCAGGGUUACAUCUGGUUAAUAAGCAGACACAGGAACACUGUUUUGUUUCAGGUCUCCCCACAUAACUCACCCUACCCACACCACACAGGACUCAAGGUCAUGAAGCAUCACUGAUAAGAGACCUCAUCCUGUUUUGUGUAACCACUUGUUUCAAUAAAAGGACUGUCGGGGGAGAACUGAGCCAGAGUGUUUUGGAGACGUGUGAAGGCACAGCUCAACUCUCUCCUUGCAGCAAGUAAAACUA